Messenger RNA from Mycena indigotica, 960 nucleotides. RefSeq lists its product as uncharacterized. The transcript has a single exon. The record is from RefSeq and is a predicted model, not a curated record. NCBI's taxonomy places the organism in Eukaryota, Fungi, Basidiomycota, Agaricomycetes, Agaricales, Mycenaceae. Bases 1 to 960 code for a protein of 319 amino acids.
AUGUCUGUUCUCGUCGCGUCUCCACCUUCGAGUCCACAGAGGGCGCGCUCCAGAGCUCUAUCGCUGGCUCUUGCAGCCGCGUCAAAGCCUGCCCCCUUGCUCGACGUUCCAACAGAGCUCGGUUUGGCCAUACUUGAGCUUGCGCUCACCCAUACCCCUCUCAGAACACUCGCUUCACUGUCCAGAGCAUUCAACACCCUUAUCGCCGCCAUUUUGUACCGCCAAGUCAUCCUCGACACCCCUCAGAAACUGGCCCUGUUUGCGCGAACGAUUCGUGGAAAGACACCCGAUUUUGUAGAGAGCCACGUCAAGACGUUGGCCGUCACGAUAGAGCACUGGAGGUUCACCCCCGCCUCCAAUAUGGACCUCGAGACCAUCAUCGCUGUCUGUAGCGGGGUGCGGAUACUUUCCCUGCCUCGACCCAGAAUUCUCGCCUUAUCGCGCCAUUCUCGCAUUCUUCCAAGCGAACUGACCCUCCAAUCAUUCGACCUGUCCUCAGUAGAAUCUUGCAGCGGUGGCACGCUGCAAAUGGCUCAUUCACUCAGCCAUCUCCGCAUCGCAGAGCCCGGUGAUUUGUGGAACUCACCGCUGUCAAUCCUCGCCUUUUUCGGUGGGGUACCGCAUCUGUCGCAUCUCGCACUGGCGCGCCGAAUGGACGCCAACACCGACAAUGACGUCGUGUUUGUGGACGAGGUCCAGGCUAUUCUCGAAAGCCGCCCUCGGUUGAAGAUGCUGGUCGUGCGCAUCUUUCCCGCCUAUUUCCCGCUGUAUUGCGGUCAAGGGAUGGAGUCGAGCUCAAUAUGGACCGCGCUUGAGGUGGUUGCGGAGAGCGAUCCGCGGCUGAUGCUUGUUGCUGCUGGACAAGACACAAGCAAACUUUCCUGGGCUCAUUUGCCUGGUGAUGAUUUUUGGGAAGACUCCAUGAAGAAAUGGGAGGCUCGGUCUCCGCCUCCAAAAUAG